AUGGCAGAGAGUCCCAGCCACGAUAUAGGAGCUAUCAGUGUCCAACAUGCGUCGACGAGUUCGACACCUCGUAGUCGUCCGUACAGAUCCCAUAAGGUUCCCGCGUGCGAUUUUUGUCGCCGUCGCAAAACUCGAUGUACCAGGGACAAUGUUGACAAAGAAUGCCUCCCAUGUCGCAUGUACGGAGCACAAUGUUCGACUGCAAUCGACAGCCAAUCCAGAAGCCAUGAAACUCUGGAGUUUCAUUCGGAUCACCAAAAGGAAAAUUCCACAUCUAGUCAGACAGAUGAUAUUCAUGAUGCCCCAGCCUCUGCGUCUAAAAGCACAUUCGAUCAAUCAGGCCAUAUAAUCGGUCCAGCCAUGGCAAGAGAUGCACAAAUUUUGGAACAACACCUGUCGCCAACCAGAAAUAGAAAUACAACGAGUUUGUAUGCGCGAUCAACCCCUUACAGCGUUUACUCUGAUGAUCCUAGGAAUCCGGUCGUGUAUAUGAAAGUUCCUCGACAACGAGGGAUUCCGCCUGCGGGAAACGGUACAUCCAGUUUCAGUCAGUUCGAGACUAUGCAAAAGAUCCUGGAGCCACUUGGACCAGAACUGUUUCAUAUCUACUUUGAUAAUAUCCAUCCGGCUUUCCCUAUCCUCGAUGAGAAGACAGUGCGCGAGGCUUACAGCAAGGAUGGCCUCCCAUACACACUCAUCUGUGAAAUAUACGCUGUUUCGCUGCUUCUCUGGAACACUUCACCUAUAAUAUCGGAGACAAGACGUCCGUCGCCAGACAUCAAAUACAUGUGGAAUCUUGCCGUCAACGCAAUGAAUGAAGACUUUUUGGCUCCUAAUUUCUCUACGAUUCUGGCAUGUAUACUAGACCUUCUUGGCCGGCCAAUAACGUCUAUAACUUACAACGCAGUCAAUAUUGGACGGGUAGUUUCGCUAUCCUUGAGUCUAGGAUUGAACCGAGACCCUGCAAACUGGAAUUUGGACCAUCGUCAGAAAAGUCUGCGAGUUCGAACCUGGUGGGGCGUUUUGAUACAUGAUACCUGGGCGAGUCUUUCUCACGGAACCCCGCCUCAUAUUCAUUCAUCGCAAUGGGAUGUCUUGCUACCUGACAUUGAUUCACUAUUGAUGGGCACUGUCUCCACGGCAGAUUCCUUCCCAGAUGCGUGGAUGCAGGGUGCUAAGUCAUUCAUUGCUCUGUGUGGUUUGACCGAGAUUCUCGGGGACAUCUUGGCCUUGGUAUAUACAUUGAAGCCAUCAAGAGAACACAAUUGCUUGAAGUCAUUACGGAGGCUCGAGGCAAAGAUGGAUGAAUGGGAAGAUAACCUAGAUACCUGGCUGCGUCCGGGGAGCUUGGACUUCCAAAAAAUAGCUCCUGGUGCCCUCAACUUACAGCUAUCAUCUCUAGCUGUGAAGAUGUGCAUUUCUCGAAUUGCUCUCCAGGAAACUGUUCACAGAGACGAUAACGAUGACUGGGAAGCUAGACGCUACUAUCUUUCACAAUGCAGAAAGACCGCCCAAGCAAUCAUAAACUUCGUGCUGUCACUCAACAGAACAGAAAUUGAUGCAUUCUGGCUCCCUUACAGCGCUUAUCAUUUCGCUUCUGCGGUGACGCUUAUACUCCGCUGUGCGUUGGAGACUGAAGAUGACAAUACCGCGCGAGAAUGUGUGACGAGCGCAAAAGAUUUACUAGACUUUCUCCGGGCCGCCAAGCAUAAUUGGAACUGGGACUUGGGAGAUAUCUGCAUAAACCAGAGCGAAACAAUAGUCGAGAAGUUGACAGACAAUGGCUACCUAGCCUCGCGCAGAAGAGAUCGAGGCUGUGGGAAGGAUAUUGAUGAUUCUAGUCGACAUCUGACUUGGCAGGCCAACGCGGAAAUAAACAAGGUCAUCCUAGGACAUCAGUUAAUUAAAACAAUAAUAAUGGACUCUCCAGUUCUUCCGGAACCUUUCGCCAGCAUCCCACGGGAGUCGUUCCUGUUUGGGCAAUCGCCGAUCCAGCACUUGGAAAACAUCAGCAAGGCCCUUGGCGGCGAAGUCGACAUUUAUGCUAAACGAGAGGAUUGCAAUUCUGGACUAGCAUUUGGGGGGAACAAGACUAGAAAACUGGAAUAUCUCGCAUCAGACGCUUUAGCAAAAGGAUGUGACACGCUUGUCAGUAUCGGAGGUUUCCAAUCGAACCACACAAGGCAGGUGGCCGCUGUAGGUGCGAAGUUGGGCAUGAAAGUUGCGCUGGUGCAAGAGAAAUGGGUGAACUGGAAUGAUCCUGUAUAUGAUAAAGCUGGUAACUUACAACUAUCACGGCUUAUGGGCGCUGAUACGCGACUCGACCCCUCUCCGUUCGGAAUCGAGCACAAGGCUAGCCUCAACAAUCUGAUGGCAGAGAUCGAGGCUGCAGGACGAAAGCCUUACUACAUCCCUGCAGGCGCAUCUGAUCACCCGUUGGGUGGACUGGGCUUUGCGCGCUGGGCAUUUGAAGUUGAGGAACAAGAGAAAAGGCUCGGGCUGUUUUUCGACACCAUCAUCGUGUGCGCUGUGACCGGGUCAACAAUGGCCGGUAUGGUAGCCGGAUUCAAGCUGGCACAGAAGGUGAACGGCUCGCGGCUUCGCAAGGUUAUUGGCAUUGAUGCAUCUGCGACGGUGCCACAGACCUUUGACCAGAUCUUACGCAUCGCGAAAGCUACUGGAGAGAAGAUCGGAUUGUCACGCGACGACAUCACAGAAGCUGAUAUCAUCCUUGAUGACCGGUACCAUGCGGGCACCUAUGGUAUCCCCGACGCCACAACUGUCGAAGCCAUCAAGUUUGGCGCUUCGUCAGAGGGCUUCAUUACGGAUCCUGUAUAUGAGGGUAAAAGUCUGGCAGGUCUGAUAGACCUUGUUCGUCGUGGAGAGAUAGCCGCAGGCAGCAAGGUGCUGUUUGCGCACCUGGGAGGCCAGCUCGCGCUGAAUGCCUAUACCGAAAUGUGAACAAUAGUGGCCAUGAUAGCCCGUUAGGUUCAGAUUAAAUACGCCGAGUUUACAAGUUGUCCGUUAUCUUCAAGAUCUGUAGUGCAGCAGAUAUAUCAUAUCCUAGGACUCCCUAUUAG
This is a messenger RNA of Paecilomyces variotii, 3080 nucleotides long. Its product is annotated as 1-aminocyclopropane-1-carboxylate deaminase. Bases 1 to 2961 code for a protein of 986 amino acids. Gene Ontology annotation, molecular function: zinc ion binding; DNA-binding transcription factor activity, RNA polymerase II-specific; 1-aminocyclopropane-1-carboxylate deaminase activity. Lineage: Eukaryota; Fungi; Ascomycota; Eurotiomycetes; Eurotiales; Thermoascaceae. The record is from RefSeq and is a predicted model, not a curated record. The transcript is spliced from 9 exons. Gene Ontology annotation, cellular component: nucleus. Gene Ontology annotation, biological process: DNA-templated transcription; amine catabolic process.